UAUCUGUGUCCAGUGAUGCACUCAUCGUCCAAUCGCCUCGAUAGGAAUUAUGCCACCCCAGCCAAUGGCACACCUUAUUCUAGUCUGACAGCAACACGAGAAAGCACAGCCCCCCCCCCAUCUCUUCUGGCUCAGUAUAAAAACUCGGGACUCUUCACAUUCUGUCCUUUUUUCCCCUCUACUCUAAAUCAGGACAUCUUUAGUUGCUGGGCACAGAACCAGUACAUCAAAAUGGGAAAGGAAAAGAUCCACAUCAACAUCGUGGUAAUUGGCCAUGUCGACUCCGGCAAGUCCACCACCACCGGCCACCUGAUCUACAAGUGCGGAGGAAUCGACAAGAGAACCAUCGAGAAGUUCGAGAAGGAAGCCGCCGAGAUGGGAAAGGGCUCCUUCAAGUACGCCUGGGUGCUGGACAAACUGAAGGCUGAGCGUGAGCGUGGUAUCACCAUCGACAUCGCUCUCUGGAAGUUUGAGACCGCCAAGUACUACGUGACCAUCAUUGAUGCCCCUGGACACAGAGACUUCAUCAAGAACAUGAUCACUGGUACCUCUCAGGCCGACUGUGCCGUGCUGAUUGUUGCCGCUGGCGUUGGUGAGUUUGAGGCCGGUAUCUCCAAGAACGGCCAGACCCGUGAGCACGCCCUGCUGGCCUACACUCUGGGUGUGAAGCAGCUCAUUGUUGGAGUCAACAAGAUGGACUCCACCGAGCCCCCUUACAGCCAGAAGCGAUUUGAAGAAAUCACCAAGGAAGUGAGCACCUACAUCAAGAAGAUCGGCUACAACCCCGCCACUGUUGCAUUUGUCCCCAUCUCUGGGUGGCAUGGAGACAACAUGCUGGAGGCCAGUGACAAGAUGGGCUGGUUCAAGGGUUGGAAGAUCGAGCGUAAGGAGGGCGGUGCCUCUGGCGUUACCCUGCUUGAGGCUCUGGACUCCAUCCUGCCCCCAGCCCGCCCAACAGACAAGGCCUUGCGUCUGCCCCUGCAGGACGUCUACAAGAUUGGCGGUAUUGGAACUGUCCCCGUCGGUCGCGUUGAGACCGGCGUCCUGAAGCCCGGUAUGGUCGUCACCUUCGCUCCCCCCAACCUGACCACUGAGGUGAAGUCUGUGGAGAUGCACCACGAGUCUCUGACUGAAGCUCUCCCUGGUGACAACGUCGGCUUCAACAUCAAGAACGUGUCCGUUAAGGAGAUCCGCCGUGGAAACGUGGCUGGAGACAGCAAGAACGACCCCCCCAUGGCAGCUGAUAACUUCACCGCGCAGGUCAUCAUCCUGAACCACCCCGGUCAGAUCUCCCAGGGUUACGCCCCCGUGCUGGACUGCCACACCGCUCACAUUGCCUGCAAGUUCAGUGAGCUCAAGGAGAAGAUCGACCGCCGUUCUGGCAAGAAGCUUGAGGACAACCCUAAGGCUCUCAAGUCUGGAGACGCCGCCAUCAUCACCAUGGUGCCCGGAAAACCCAUGUGUGUUGAGAGCUUCUCCCAGUAUCCUCCACUGGGGCGUUUUGCUGUGCGGGACAUGAGGCAGACCGUGGCCGUCGGUGUCAUUAAGGAGGUCGUGAAGAAGGACCCCACCGCCGGAAAGGUCACCAAGGCUGCUCUGAAGGCCGACAGGAAGAAAUGAAUUCUCAUGCGGGAUGUCCAACAACAGAAGCAAUCCCCUCUUCAACCCCACGUCGUCUUCUGGCUUAUGAAGAUGAAAAUGAUGAAAAGCCAUCGGAAAAGUUUCCGCCGAAAAGGAAGGCUUGUGCCUUUUACAAGAAAACUAUUUGAUAGUUUGAAAGCAAAGCAAUUAAAAUCUUAAACAUGCCAAA
This is a messenger RNA of Etheostoma cragini (Arkansas darter), 1810 nucleotides long. RefSeq names its product elongation factor 1-alpha-like. Gene Ontology annotation, molecular function: translation elongation factor activity; GTPase activity; GTP binding. The record is from RefSeq and is a predicted model, not a curated record. NCBI's taxonomy places the organism in Eukaryota, Metazoa, Chordata, Actinopteri, Perciformes, Percidae. Bases 16 to 1620 code for a protein of 534 amino acids. Gene Ontology annotation, biological process: translation; translational elongation. The transcript is spliced from 8 exons.